CAUUCAGUUUAAACUGAAGCCAUGUCGGCUCACUGUCCACCCUUUAAGCGUAUCUUAAAGUGUAUUUUGUCUGAUCUGAAACUGUGUGUCAUGUUUUCACGGUUUCUCUGUACACCGGUCUUCUCUCAUGGCAGAAUCAAUGUAAACACGCCGUUCGAGAGUGAUACGGAGCCACAUCGGAUCAUUCAGCACUCGUCCCAGCGCCAUUCAACUCAUCAAACAAAGGAUGUAAUAACACAUGUAAAGAGGAUCUCUAUUGAGGGCAACAUAGCGGUUGGGAAGUCCACUUUUGCAAGGUUGCUGAGCAGUGCACGGCUAAACUGGGAAGUCACAACUGAACCUGUUAGCAAAUGGCAAAAUGUUGAAAAGGCAACUUCACAAAUAAGACAGCCAGUGCCAUCUACCCAGCAAACGACCAGCAACCUGUUGCAAAUGAUGUAUCAAGAUCCCAAACGCUGGUCAUACACCUUUCAAACAUUUUCCUGCAUGACCCGUAUGCGCAUGCAGCUGCAGCCGCCUCCUGCACGGUUCCUGCAAGCAGGAGAUGUUGCUGUACAGGUGUAUGAACGUUCCAUUUACAGUGAUAGGUAUAUUUUUGCUCAGACCAUGUUUGACCUAGGCAGUAUAAACUCCACAGAAUGGGUUGUAUAUCAGGACUGGCAUUCCUUUCUUGUUGAGCAGUUUGGUCCUAAGGUACAACUAGAGGGAAUCGUAUACCUUCGGGCACCUCCACAGACCUGCAUGGAGCGUCUGAUCCGCCGAGGUAGAGAAGAGGAGCAGGGAAUACAGCUGGACUACCUUGAGACGCUACAUAAACAGCAUGACAACUGGCUCAUAAACAAAUCUACAAAGGUUCACUUUGAUCAUCUGAAAAAUAUUCCAGUUCUGGUGCUAGAUGGUAGUCUGGAGUUUGAGAGUGACUCUGAGAUACAGACCAAAUUUAUAACGGAGGUCACUAAAUUCUUCCAGGAGUUCUGAAUAUCCAAGGAAAGGACCAAACACAAGUCUCAGACCAGUGGACCGUCUGCUGAUUAUCCUCGAUUUAUACAGUUUGUAUUAGCUUUUAAUUUUUUUCAGUACUUGACAACCUCACAUAACUAUAUUCAUCGUGAUAGUUAUUCAGAGUUACAAAGUUCUGAAGACUAUGAAACCUUUUUUUCUUUCCAUGGACAAUCUAUAAAUUUAUAUGUAUACAGCUGAGUAUGCACAUUUUUAGGAAUGACAAAAUAAACUUGAAUAACCUGGUUACACAAGAGUGCAC
Messenger RNA from Neoarius graeffei (lesser salmon catfish), 1261 nucleotides. It is a transcript of the gene dguok, whose product is annotated as deoxyguanosine kinase. Gene Ontology annotation, molecular function: deoxynucleoside kinase activity; ATP binding. Bases 22 to 978 code for a protein of 318 amino acids. The transcript has 7 exons. NCBI's taxonomy places the organism in Eukaryota, Metazoa, Chordata, Actinopteri, Siluriformes, Ariidae. Gene Ontology annotation, biological process: nucleobase-containing compound metabolic process. Gene Ontology annotation, cellular component: cytoplasm; mitochondrion. The record is from RefSeq and is a predicted model, not a curated record.